Oryza sativa Japonica Group (Japanese rice) is the source of this 1974-nucleotide messenger RNA. Its product is annotated as SUN domain-containing protein 1. Gene Ontology annotation, molecular function: protein-membrane adaptor activity. Gene Ontology annotation, cellular component: nuclear envelope. The record is from RefSeq and is a predicted model, not a curated record. Lineage: Eukaryota; Viridiplantae; Streptophyta; Magnoliopsida; Poales; Poaceae.
CCUUCCUUCCCGUUUCCUCUCCCUCGCGUGAAUCGUGUAAAAAGAGAGGAGAAGAAAAAAGAGUACUACUCCAGUAUAGUAACAGCGUAAAUCCCGUUCCCUUGGCCCUUGGGCCUCGCCGCCUCGACUCCCGUCUCCUCGCCCGGCCGGCGGCCGCCCGUCGCCUGCGCCGAUCUACAACCCGCGAGCAGCGGUCCCACUGCUUCCGCCGCCGGUGGCGGUGAGGUGCAUCAUUGCUUCCAGCUUAUAUCAUCUAGUUCUCCCGUUUGUACCUUGAGGGGACAACAAUGUCAGUCUCAACUGCUGCGGUUCCAACCGCAAAUACAAAUGGGAACCACGCGUUGAGUAUGGACUCACAUUCCAGCCAAGAUGUUAGGCGGCGGACGGUAGUUGUUGCAAGGAAGAAAGCCUCACCUGAGCUCCUUGCUGAUGGUGGAUUCAAUGGUACCUCAUCAGUUGAUAAGAUCACUGACAAGAAGGAUCUUAGUCAUACUAUCCGUGGAGAGUCAGUUCUUGGCAAAUCAAAGUAUCCAUUGGAGGCAAGAAAAGAUGCAAUUGCCUCUGCAGCUGCUGCUGACCGUCAAAAGAAGAGUGGUGCUAAGCAAGAAAAGGCCAAGUGGGAAAUCGCUCUAAGUGUGUUGAUGAAACUUUGCCUUCUCAUUUCGGCUGUCGCUUGGAUGGGGCAGCUGUUCUGGAGAUGGCAAAAUGGUGAUUUAUCAUUUACAACACUGGAUAUGGAGAGCAGGCUGUCCAAAGUGGAAGGGUUCAAGAAGACAACCAAGAUGCUUCAGGUACAGCUGGAUAUUUUAGACAAGAAGCUAGGAAAUGAGAUUGACAAAACAAGGAGGGACAUCACGAAGCAAUUCGAAGACAAGGGUAAUAAGCUGGAGAUUAAGAUGAAGGCACUAGAAGGCAAGACUGACAAAUUAGAUAAAUCACUUGCUGAGCUUAGGGACAUGGGUUUUGUUUCUAAAAAAGAAUUUGAUGAGAUUGUGGAACAGUUGAAGAAAAAGAAGGGUUUGGAUGGUACUGUUGGCGACAUAAGCUUGGAUGAUAUUAGGUUAUUUGCCAAGGAGAUAGUUGAGAUGGAGAUAGAGAGGCAUGCAGCAGAUGGCCUUGGAAUGGUGGAUUAUGCAUUAGCAUCUGGUGGGGGUAAAGUGGUUAAGCAUUCGGAAGCUUUCAGGAAAGCUAAGAGCUUUAUGCCUAGUCGUAAUAGUUUGCUUGAACAAGCUAAGAAAAUGCUGGAGCCAAGUUUUGGCCAGCCUGGAGAGUGCUUUGCACUACAAGGAAGUAGUGGUUAUGUGGAGAUCAAGCUGAGGACAGGAAUAAUUCCUGAAGCAGUAAGUCUAGAGCAUGUGGACAAGAGUGUAGCUUAUGAUCGAUCUAGUGCUCCGAAGGAUUUCCAGGUCAGUGGAUGGUAUGAAGGACCAGAGGAUGAUUCAGACAAGGAAUCACGUGUGGUGACAAAUCUAGGAGAGUUUUCUUAUGACCUUGAGAAGAACAAUGCACAGACCUUCCAACUGGAGAGAACCGCAGAUUCACGAGUCAUCAACAUGGUUCGGCUUGACUUCUGCUCAAACCAUGGAAAUUCAGAACUGACAUGCAUCUAUCGCUUCAGGGUGCAUGGUAGAGAACCUGGCUCUCCUUAAGCUGCUGCAGUGAAAGCCUGAUCUGAGAGCUGCAUGCCUGAGUUUGACAACAUCCUCAGGCUUCAAUAUACCCAGUAAGACAAUGAUUCUAGUCCACUGGAUUGACUGUUAGAAGAUAGAAGUGUGGUGCGGCUCCAUCUGACUCAGGUUGAUUUUACUCUGUAUCAUAAUGCCAUGAAAAUAUGCUGACUCGCAGUUCUGCUAGCUAGAUGUCACACUUGUUUGUAUCUGCUCACUCUGAUAGUCUGAUUGCUCUUUGGUAUGGUUGUAUUGUAAUUGGUAGCUAUCCUGUUAUUUACAACUUUAGUUUAUUGGGGUGUAUUCA